Tachysurus vachellii is the source of this 4285-nucleotide messenger RNA. Its product is annotated as zinc finger protein 850-like. Gene Ontology annotation, biological process: regulation of transcription by RNA polymerase II. The record is from RefSeq and is a predicted model, not a curated record. Gene Ontology annotation, molecular function: DNA-binding transcription factor activity; RNA polymerase II cis-regulatory region sequence-specific DNA binding. The transcript is spliced from 6 exons. Bases 1148 to 4153 code for a protein of 1001 amino acids. NCBI's taxonomy places the organism in Eukaryota, Metazoa, Chordata, Actinopteri, Siluriformes, Bagridae.
UCCAGAUAGCCAUUUGAGUUUAAGAAUUUGUUCAGCUGAUUGAAAACAACCUUUUCAAUGAUCUUGCCUAUAAAAGGAAGAUUUGAGAUUGGUCUGUAGUUGCUAAGUAUGGUUUUGUCUAGGUUACUCUUUUUUAGGAGAGGAUUAACAUCUGCCGUUUUUAGGGACUCUGGAAAAGUGCCUGUGAGCAGAGAGGUACAGUAUUUACUAUUUUUAAGAGGUCAGCUUCUAAACAGUUAAGUACCUUUUUGAGAAAGGAUGUGGGGAGGGUGUCAAGGCUGCAAGUUGAUGCUUUAAGAUGUUGUACUGUUUCUUCCAAGGUUUUUAUAUCAAUUAUGUCAAAUUCUGAGAAAAUGACAAAUUUUUGAGGUUGUUGUAAUGAGGUCUUACUGACCACAUUACCAUAUGAGGCCGUAUUGAUUGCCAUUCUGAUAUUACUGAUUUUCUCAGAGAAAAGGGUUGCAAAAUCAUUGCAUUUGUUGUCAGAGAGCAUUUCACUGGGAACUUGAUUUGGGGGGUUUGUUAGUCUCUAACAAACAUAAGACAAGAACAAAAAAAUACACACAUGUAAAUGAAGGAACAAAAUCUGACAAUAAGAACUGAUAAAUGCUGCAUUUGUGAAUUUGUAUUGAUUUCAAACACGGUAUGGCGUAUUGCAAUAAUCUUUGUAAAUAAAUAAUACUAAUUAAGUAGCUCAUGGCCACCUUAAGGUUGGAGGAACAUGUGUGCAAGUUUACAGUCCCCAGGAUAUUAUACUGAUCUGGAACUUGUACUGGUUACUAAAUGAAAUGAAAGUAAAUAACUAACAGGAUUAAGGGAAACAAGUUAACGUUAGGCUUUUUAUAACAUUUACAGUAUUCACCAUGAUGAACAUGAGCAAGAUUGUGAAGUUUUGGACUCCUCUACAGCCAUCGCUAGAAUCCAAGGCAGCAGCAACCCUCUACUGGGCCGAAUAACAGAUGAAGAUGUGCUGCAGUUUUUCUGAUUGAUGAUCUGAGCUCUUCGACUCUACUAAUCAUCUUUACAUUCAAAUAUUUCUGACAGGGUUCCAUCUGAUCCGUUGUGGUGUAUUUCAGGUGCUUAACUGUGUUCUGCUGGAAAGGCAUGAGUUUUGUCCUGUUGCAAGUGUUCUCCUGCUGUCCUGCAUAUGCACACUAAGAUUGCCUCCACAAGAAUAUCAGGAGAUCCAUCUGAGAUGAAAUCGGCUGAAAUUAAACGUGAGGAUGUGGAACCCACAGAGAUCUCCAGUUCUCACGAAAGCUCAACUAAUAUAUCCCACAUGCACACCUCUCGCAAACCAGUGAAAAAAGAAAUUCACCACUGUUCAGCAUGUGGGAAGAGUUUUCGUAAAAAGAGUUAUCUCAAACAACACCAACGGAUACACACAGGUGAGAAACCGUACAACUGCUCGCAGUGCGGGAAGAAUUUUACUAGCCAGAGCCAUCUCCAGAGACACCAGCGCAUUCACUCGGGAGAAAAGCCGUAUCAGUGCUCUCAGUGCAAGAAGAGGUUUAUUGAAAGUGGUGUUCUCAUAAAGCACCAGAGAAUUCACACAGGAGAAAAGCCGUAUCGCUGUUCACAGUGUGGGAAAAGUUUCACACAACGUAGUACUCUCCAUAAACACCAGCUCAUUCACACAGGAGAUAAACCGUAUCCUUGCCAAGAGUGUGGAAAGAGCUUUAAUCGGGAGGACAGUCUCCGUUUACACCAACGCGUUCACAAUGGUGAAAAGCCGUAUUACUGCUCACAGUGUGGGAAGAGUUUUACACAAUGGAGUUCUCUCCAUAAACACCAGCGUAUUCACACAGGAGAUAAACCGUAUCACUGCUUAGAGUGUGGGAAGAGUUUUAAUCGAGAGGACAGUCUGCAGUUACACCAACGCAUUCACAGUGGAGAGAAGCCGUAUUACUGCUCACAGUGUGGGAAGAGUUUUACUUGCCAGAGUCAUCUCCUAAAUCACCAACGCAUUCAUACAGGAGAAAAGCCGUAUCAGUGUUCUCACUGUGAGAAGAGCUUCAUCGAGAGCGGUAAUCUCAUAAAACACCAGAGAAUUCACACGGGAGAGAAACCGUAUCAGUGCUCAGACUGCGGGAAGAGUUUUACACAGAGAGGAAAUCUACAGCAACACCAACGCAUUCACACUGGAGAGAAACCGUUUUACUGCUUACAGUGUGGCCAGAGUUUUAGUACAAACAGAGGUUUUCAACGACACAAGCACAGCGAUGUACCUGAGAACGAUGACUAUGCCCAUGAUAUUGAGUUCGAUUUGACUCUUUUCUCUCCACUGUACUCUAAGGAAGAUCGGCAGAUGAUGAGCAGUGUCCUGUCGUCUUCUGCUCUCCGCUUUCCUAUCAAUUAUAGGUUUUCCUCCACAAGGCCGUCAAAAGGUCCAUCUAAGAUGAAGGCAGAAGACAUUAAAUGUGAGCAUCUUGAACCUACAGAGAGCUCCAGUAGCCAGGACUGGUCAUUUGGUUCAUUCCUCAGUAACUCCUCCCUCCGAUUUAUACAGAAAGAGAUACACCAGUGCCCACAGUGUGGAAAACAUUUCAGUCAAAAGAGUAAUCUGAAUCAACACCAGCGUAUCCACUCAGGAGAGAAGCCGUAUCAGUGUUCACAGUGUGGGAAGAGUUUCAAUCAAAAGAGUAAUCUGAAACAACACGAGCGGAUCCACUCGGGCGAGAAGCCGUAUCACUGCUCGGACUGCGGGAUGAGUUUUACACAGAGAAGUCAUCUCCAGCAGCACCAGCGCAUUCACACAGGAGAGAGACCUUAUCACUGUUUGGAGUGUGGGAAGAGUUUUAGUGACCAGAGUAAUCUGCAACAACACCAGCGCAUUCACACAGGGGAGAAACCCUUUCAGUGCUCAGCCUGUGGCAUGAGUUUUACACAAAAGGGUAAUCUCCAAAAGCACAUGCUCUUUCACACUGGAGAAAAACCGUUUCGCUGCAUGGAAUGUGGCAGGAGCUUUACACAGGGAGCUGACCUUCAAGAGCACCAACAUAUUCACACUGGGGAAAAGCCGUAUUACUGUUCAGCCUGUGGGAAGAGUUUUACCAGACACAGCAGUUUCCAGCGACACCAACACAUUCACACGGGAGAGAAGCCGCAUCACUGCACAGUGUGUGGGAAGGGUUUUACUAGGCUUACUAAUCUACAGAGACACAAACUCCUUCACACAGCUGAGAUUGAGGACAUGCUGCAGUUCUCAGAAAGUGUGGAAAUCAACUCACAUCUUCUAGCUAGGAUGAAGUCAAAUGAGAUUAAUUGUGAGAUUUUGGAUCCCACAGUAAGCUCCAGUAGUCACCAAAGUUCAUCUUGUUCUUUCCACAUGAACCCUUCUGAUGGCCGAAUGCAAACAGAAUUGUACCACUGCUCCCAGUGUGGGAAGCGUUUUGGUAAAAAGACUAAUCUCAAACAACACCAGCGGAUUCAUACAGGGGAGAAGCCGUAUCAGUGCUCGUACUGUGGGAUGAGGUUCACACAAAGGGGGAAUCUGCAACAACACCAGCGCAUUCACAAAGGAGAAAAGCUGUAUCACUGCUCACAGUGUGGGAAGAAUUUCACUCAGAAGGGUCAUCUCCAGCGACACCAGCGAAUUCACACAGGAGAGAAGCCAUAUCAGUGUUCACAGUGUGGGAAGUGUUUUACUGAGAACAAUAAGCUCAUAAAACACCAGCGGAUUCAUUCAGGAGAGAAGCCGUAUCAGUGCUCGGACUGCGGGAUGAGUUUUAAUGAAAAGAGUAAUCUGCAAUUACACCUGCUGAUUCACACAGGAAAUAAACCCUAUUACUGUUUAGAGUGUGGGAAGAGUUAUACACAAAAAACUGCUCUCAGAGUUCACCAACGCACUCAUACUGGGCAAAAACCCUAUUUCUGUUCUCAGUGUGGGAAGAAUUUUACUACACAUAGCAGCUUCCAGCAACAUCAGCGCGUUCACACGGGAGAGAAGCCGUACCACUGUUUACAGUGUGAGAAGAGAUUUAGUAACCAGAGUAAUCUGCGAAGACACCAGCGCACUCACACGGGAGAGAAGACCCAUCAGUGCUCAGAGUGUGAGAAGAGUUUUAGUAACCAGAGUAAUCUGCAGCGACACAAACACAUUCACAAAGCCGAAGACAUGGUGCAGUUCUCAGAAACAAUGUUUAGAAAUUAAGUCAUUCUGCUCUACAUGCUUAUUUAGGGUCUUGGAUGUACUUAUUUUUUUGCCGUUCACUACGUGAAACAGUGAUGUUUUCAAUGCUAUGAAAUUACAAUCUUUUAAACAGUAAAAUAUUAUUCCAAAGCA